AUGAUGUUGAUAAGUUACAUUAUUACACUACUUCCCAUAGUAGCAACAUCUGCUCUAGCAAAGACACAUACCUUCAAUUGGACCACAGGUUGGGAUUAUCAAAAUGUAGAUGGUGUAUUAAAUCGUCCCGUAAUAACAUGUAAUGGUCAAUGGCCAUGGCCCGAUAUUCGCGUCACUAAAGGUGAUAGAAUUCAAGUAUAUCUUACAAAUGGGUUUAAUGAUUCAGAUACAUCAUUACAUUUCCAUGGACUUUUCCAAAAGGAUAAUAAUAAAAUGGAUGGUGUCCCAUUCUUGACACAAUGUCCAAUUGGUCCCGGUGAUACAUACCUUUAUAAUUUCACAGUGGAGGAUAAUGUAGGGACUUAUUGGUAUCAUAGUCACACAGCUGGUCAAUAUGAAGAUGGAUUUAGAGGAAUGCUUAUUAUUGAAGAUGGUGAAGAUAACGUUAACUUCCCAUAUGAGUAUGAUUAUGAUGUUCCCUUGGGGAUUGGUGACUGGUAUGAUAGAACUGUUGACCUAUUGACUGCUGAUUUUAUGAACCUUUAUAAUCCAACUGGUGCUGAACCAAUUCCACAAAAUUUAAUUUUAAAUAAUACAAGGAAUUUAACAUGGAAUGUUCAACCUGAUACCACUUAUUUGUUAAGAAUUGUCAACAUCGGUGGGUUUGUUUCACAAUACUUUUGGAUCGAAGAUCAUGAUAUGACUGUCGUAGAAGUAGAUGGUGUUUAUACUGAAAAAAAUACAACAAAUAUGUUAUAUCUUACUGUUGCUCAAAGGUAUUCUGUUUUGAUCCAUACUAAAAAUGACACUUCCAAAAAUUUUGCCAUUAUGCAAAAAUUUGAUGAUACCAUGUUAGAUUUGAUCCCAAAACAUUUAGAACUAAAUUCAACUUCAUAUAUGGUUUAUAAUUCAAGUGCUCCUCUUCCUGAUGAAAAUUUUGUCGAUUCAUUAGAUGAAUAUUUAGAUGAUUUCUAUUUAGUCCCCUAUGAGAAAGUUGAACUAUUUGAUGAACCUGAUUAUAGAAUUACAUUGGAUGUUAAAAUGGAUAAUUUAAUUAACGGUAUUAAUUAUGCCUUCUUCAAUAAUAUUACAUAUGUUACUCCUAAAGUUCCUGCUUUAAUUUCUGUCCUAACAUCUGGUAAUGAUUCCACUAAUGCAUUAGUAUAUGGUACCAAUACUAAUUCCUUUGUUCUUAAGAAAGAUGAAAUUGUUGAUAUUGUUGUUAAUAAUUAUGAUACGGGUAAACAUCCCUUCCAUUUACAUGGCCAUGUUUUCCAAACAAUUUCAAGAGAUCGACCAUAUGAAGCAGACGAUGGUGAGACAGUUCAUCCAUUUGACUUAACAGACCACACGCCUUAUCCAGAUUAUCCUAUGAUGAGAGAUACAAUAUAUUUGAAUCCACAAAGUUCAUUCGUCAUUCGUUUCAAAGCUGAUAAUCCUGGUGUUUGGUUUUUCCAUUGUCACAUCGAGUGGCAUUUAAUUCAAGGAUUAGCUAUAGUUUUAAUUGAGGAUCCAGAAAAUAUUCAAGCAGUAGAAUCCCAAAAUUUUACGGCUAAUGAACUUAAUGUCUGUAAAAAUAAGAACAUCCCAGUUAGUGGUAAUGCAGCUGGUGAUUCCGUAGAUUUCCUAAAUUUGAAAGAUGAAUUGGUUCAACCAAAGGCAAUUCCUGAUGGAUUCACCAAGAAGGGGAUUAUUGCAAUGGUAUUUUCAUGUCUUUGUGGUGUCCUAGGGUUAAUUAUGCUUUCUGUUUAUGGAUUAAUGGAUAUAUCUGAUGUCGAAGAGAAGGUAGUUAAAGAUUUUAGACUAUCACCUGAAAUCUUAUUGGAUGAUAAAAAUAUGGAUCAUAAUGAAUCAUAUCAAGAAUCAGUUAUGGAGAAAAGUGGAUCUAAAUCCAAGUUUUUCACAAGUAUAAGACGUCUUGCUCCUUUAUGA
Messenger RNA from Naumovozyma dairenensis CBS 421, 1932 nucleotides. It is a transcript of the gene FET3, whose product is annotated as ferroxidase FET3. The coding region runs from base 1 to 1932 and encodes 643 amino acids. Gene Ontology annotation, molecular function: copper ion binding; ferroxidase activity. The transcript has a single exon. The record is from RefSeq and is a predicted model, not a curated record. NCBI's taxonomy places the organism in Eukaryota, Fungi, Ascomycota, Saccharomycetes, Saccharomycetales, Saccharomycetaceae. Gene Ontology annotation, cellular component: high-affinity iron permease complex. Gene Ontology annotation, biological process: reductive iron assimilation; cellular response to iron ion starvation.